AAUUUAUAAUAAGAUAUAAUUAUAACCAAUACUCUGACAUACUUUCAGUUUAUAUUCAAUACUUUAUGAGUCAUUCGUAUAGGCGUACAUCAUUCUCUGAUGCACUGUAGAAUGUUGCUCUUUACAUAAAGCGAUAAUAGAAACAGAUAAAGAUGAGCUAUUACAGAUGCUUUGCCACUAUCUAAGCGUUAUUAAAAGUAUAUUUUGUCUUUGUUUAAAUUAAAAUUUCUUUAACAAAGGAAAAUUUUUGGCUCUUAAACAUGAAUGAUAAAACCUCAGAAGAUGUUCUAAUUUUCAAAUUUAAAUUUUUCAUAAAUGAAUUACACACUCACCAAAUAAAAAUUAGUCUUUAGUAACUGUGGUUGAAUUUUUCUUGCAAUACUGAAUGUUCUUCUUAAUGAGAUUGUUAGAAGCAUGAUGGAUGUUUAGUCUUUGUCAAUUUAGAUAGUUCUUCUGACUUUUCUCUCCAGAAAAUGAAAUUUUUUUACUGAUGGUGCUUGAACGGCCUUAUUUCUAUCAGCCUACUUCCUUAAGUUAAACCGAUAUCGGCUAAUUCAUAAUAUAUCUCGAUUAUCUUAUUUUUCCUUGUAAAAACCGGCAAUUGGUUCGACGAUUAGGACACGUGACAUCAGCUGAUCGAUAGUAGCGCCCUCUGUUACAAACUGGACAUUGUAUGGAAAUCAGAAUUUAGUUCAUUGAACUAUGUUUGUAAUUUCUUUUGUUCUGAUUUAAGAUUUAGUUUAGUAGUAAAAUAACUCUAUUGUAACUUUAUUUUUAUCGAAAAGAUAAAAAAUUUCAAAUAUUUUCUUCGCAAGAUAAUACUUUUUAGAUAUUCUUGAUAUUUAUUUUCUUUUUUUGACUUUUCGUAAAUUUCCCCAAUUAUCACUCAAGAACACGAUGUUUCGCAUCUUCACUCAUCGAACCUUGGUUACCAAUACCACAUUACCUAGAAUUACAGUUCCUGUGAAAAUGCAGUAUAAACUGCAGAAAUCACAACAAAAACAAGAUGUAAAACGAUAUAGAGAACAUGAAACAAAUCAUCCAAAGGGUCAACCUAUUAUAACUUGUAAACGGAAACAAUUCAACCAUUACUAUGGGACAAGAUACCGACCUCUGAGCAUUAAAUGUCUAGCGUCUGCAGGUUGGAAACAUAAGAAAUCGUCCAGUGAUCAUUUUACUUUAAAUCCUUUUAGUUCUAAUCCUUCAUUUAACAAUGAUAGAACAUUUACCGAUUUGGAAAUAUUACCUGAUUUAGUGGAAACGUUAAAAGAUAUGAAUAUAAAGGAUCCAACAGCUGUACAAGCUAAGAUUAUACCCUAUUUUCUGAACGGGAAAAACGUGUUGUGUUCAGCAGAGACAGGAAGUGGGAAAACUUUAGCCUAUCUAAUUCCAAUAGUUCAAAACUUAUUAUACUCUCAAUACCAAAAAAGUGGAGAGACAAUACCUAAUCAACCUUCAGCAGUUAUCUUGGUUCCCAAUAGAGAAUUAGCUGAACAAGUUUAUAACGUUGCUUGUGAUCUGUGCAAACAUUCUGAUAUAAGGCCUCAUUACUUUGUUGGCGGUCGGAGUACAAAGAGAUUUAUAAACAAUCCAGAAUUAAAGAAAAUGGACAUAUUAAUUUCAACACCUGGAUCGCUAAGUAAAUUAUUGACUAACAAAAUAUAUAAUACAGAUAUGGUAAAGUAUGUAAUAAUCGAUGAAUGCGAUACCAUGAUGGAUGACAGCUUCAUGCAUUUAACAUCCCGAGUAUUAAGGAAGUUAAAUGUAGAAUCAUCUCUUCAUGAUGGAUUAGAAUUAGGUACUCAAAUAGGAUUGUUUAGUGCAACAAUACCUAAAGAUGUAAUUUCUACUCUACGUGGGCUAGUUGAUUUAGAAUCCCUUGAACGAAUACAAACUCCUGCAGUUCAUAAGUUGAUGCCACAUAUAUCACAGAAAUUUGAGAGAGUAAAGUCAUCAGAAAAAGAUGGUCUCUUAUUGAAAAGAUUACAUCAUAACGUUUUAAAAAGUACAGCCACUAUGGUAUUUUGUAAUACAUCAUCUACUUCUAGUUAUUUGAGCUAUCUAUUGGCCGAAAACAACAUUGCACACGAAAUGGUCAACGGUAAAAUGCCUCAACGUGUUCGAGAGGGACGUUAUAAUAGAUUUCAAAUGGGAGAAGUUGAGGUUUUAAUAGGAACGGAUAUACUUUCUCGCGGAUUGGAUACUUGCAGAACGCAACACGUAAUUAACUACAACUUUCCAAGUUUUCUGUCUGACUACAUUCAUCGAGCUGGAAGAGUAGGACGAAUUCAGAGCCAGGGAACAGGAUUUGUUCUUAACUACAUAUCGAAUAUUUGGGAAGUAGAUUUGGUGUGGAAGAUUGAAUUGGCAGCCCGAAAGGUUGGAAUAUUGGACAAUGUCGAUGCAAAUAUUAGAAAGCAGCUAAACAAAAUUAAUACUAAAGAAUCCUCAUUCAUAUGACCUUUAGCACAAACAACGAAGAAGCAAA
Dimorphilus gyrociliatus is the source of this 2488-nucleotide messenger RNA. NCBI's taxonomy places the organism in Eukaryota, Metazoa, Annelida, Polychaeta, Dinophilidae. The record is from the annotation of a GenBank genome assembly.